Molecule: messenger RNA, 2069 nt
Organism: Linum trigynum
Lineage: Eukaryota; Viridiplantae; Streptophyta; Magnoliopsida; Malpighiales; Linaceae
Source: the annotation of a GenBank genome assembly
CGAGAUAAGUUUGUGCAACUGCAAGACUGCAAAGUUACAAACUUCACAGGCUCUUCCGAGCUAGAGCAUUCUAUGGCGCCGGGAGUUUUCUCUGCAUUUCUGUCGCCGAUAUCUCUACCGCACCGACUGACGUGUGUUAACCCACAAUUCAUCCGGAUUAACUCGAAGAGCCAUCCCGCAAUCUGUAAUGUCGCGCAAUCGAAAUCUCAACACGAAUUGCCGGUCUCCGACGACGAAGUCGAAGUGUCGGUUUCUGUACCGGAACACGGGGGAAGAGGGGCGGCUGCUCCGGGUCGAGGUGAACAGUUCCUUGAGCGGCAGAGAGCGUUCGAGGCAGCGAAGCUGGUGAUGAAAGAGGCCAAGAAGAAGAGGAAGAACGAUAGAGUUAAGGCCUUGAAGGUGAAUACGGCGGUGGCUUGCUGUUAUGGUUGUGGAGCUCCGUUGCAGACCUCGGAGCUUGAUGCUCCUGGUUAUGUGGCGGUCGAUACUUAUGAGUUGAAGAAGAAGCAUCGCCAGCUUAGGACUGUGCUUUGUGGAAGGUGCAAGCUCUUGUCUCAUGGACACAUGAUCACUGCAGUUGGUGGGAAUGGAGGAUAUUCCGGUGGGAAGCAGUUCGUUACUGCGGAUGAGCUCCGGGAAAAGCUGUCUCAUUUGCGCAAUGAGAAGGCUUUAAUUGUCAAACUGGUUGACAUUGUCGACUUCAAUGGCAGCUUCUUGGCUCGUGUGCGUGACCUCGCAGGCGCAAAUCCGAUAAUAUUAGUGAUAACCAAGAUUGAUCUCCUUCCAAAAGAGACUGAUUUUAACUGUAUUGGUGAUUGGGUUGUGGAGGCUACUACAAAAAAGAAGCUAAAUGUUUUGAGUGUCCAUCUCACAAGCUCAAAAUCAUUAGUUGGAAUAACAGGAGUUAUAGCAGAAAUUCAGAAGGAGAAGAAGGGUCGGGAUGUGUACAUUCUUGGUUCAGCAAAUGUUGGGAAGUCGGCUUUCAUCAAUGCAUUACUGAAAAUGAUGGCUGAGCGGGAUCCAGCUGCUGCAGCUGCUCGGAAAUAUAAACCGAUACAAUCUGCUGUUCCAGGAACUACACUAGGUCCAAUUCAGAUUGAUGCAUUCCUUGGAGGAGCGAAAUUGUUUGACACACCUGGAGUUCACCUGCACCAUAGGCAAGCUGCAGUUGUACAUUCAGAAGAUCUACCAAUCCUUGCUCCAAGGAGUCGUCUAAAGGCACAGGUCUUUCCUAAUGCAAUUGUCGCUGGAGAAAAUGGGAUUGCAGAGAAAUUGGAAUCUGAUGGCCUGAAUGGUUUCACAAUAUUUUGGGGAGGUCUUGUCCGGAUUGAUGUGUUAAAGGUUCUCCCUGAGACAUCCUUGACAUUCUAUGGUCCAAAAGCAUUGAAGAUUCAUAUAGUGCGCUCUGAUAAAGCUGAUGAAUACUACCAGAAUGAAGUUGGAGUUUCAUUAACACCUCCAACUGGAAAGGACAAAGCAGAAAGCUGGAAAGGACUUGAAAUCCAGCGACAACUAUGCAUAAAAUUUGAAGAAGCGCAUAGGCCUGCAAGUGAUAUAGCAAUAUCCGGCCUGGGAUGGAUUGCUGUUGAGCCUGUUAGGAAAUCGCCGACACCUCAGAGCUCUGAUCAGCAGGUAGAAGAGUCUGCAAAAGAGCUGCAUUUCGUUGUUCAUGUCCCGAAACCUGUUGAGAUCUUUGUUAGGCCUCCACUGCCAGUGGGCAAGGCCGGUGCAGAGAGGUACCAAUAUAGAGAAUUAACAGACAAAGAAGAGGAAUCAAGACCCAAAUGGUACUAUUAGAUGAUGGGUUUUGGUUUGUUAUAUUGUCUUGUACAUAUGCUUUUGACGACUGUACAAUGCUUCGUGUAUGUAUAAUUUUGUGCGGAAAUAAUCUUGUUAUGCAAUGUUGUACUAUUGCUUAUUCCUUUACACGUUGUGUACCCUUCAAAUUGAAGGAUAUCAUCACUGAACUUCAAAACCGAAGGUAAUUUGCAUUGCAGAUUUUGUGAAUUUGAUGAAGUGGAGUUAUCGAAAUUCUUUUCCCGCCGGUAGAAUAAAAGGAAAUUAUUACA